Messenger RNA from Epinephelus fuscoguttatus (brown-marbled grouper), 5696 nucleotides. Its product is annotated as serine/threonine-protein kinase PAK 3. The record is from RefSeq and is a predicted model, not a curated record. Gene Ontology annotation, cellular component: cytoplasm. The coding region runs from base 227 to 1954 and encodes 575 amino acids. The transcript is spliced from 16 exons. NCBI's taxonomy places the organism in Eukaryota, Metazoa, Chordata, Actinopteri, Perciformes, Serranidae. Gene Ontology annotation, biological process: regulation of MAPK cascade; regulation of actin cytoskeleton organization; protein phosphorylation. Gene Ontology annotation, molecular function: ATP binding; protein serine/threonine kinase activity.
UCAUGGGCUAGGGAACAGUGAGCAGCCAGUGAAGCAUCCAGCCUGCCGAACAAGCUUGCUUUUAGGGUCAGGAACUGGUCUGACAAGAGAAUGGCAAUCCUGCCUUUAAACUGUCAUUAGGACUGUACGGCUGACGAUGAAUCCAGCAGAGCUGCGGGCCCAAAGGCGAAACACUCAGCAAGAGAAUGUGAAGACAUAUUUCAGGACAUUGUGAGUGCUACUAAAGAUGUCUGAUAGUGUCGAUAUUGAAGAGAAACCACCAGCCCCCCCCUUGAGAAUGAACAGUAGUUCCCGAGACUCUUCAUCGCUGAAUCACGCCUCUAAACCGCUUCCAAUGGCUCCUGAAGAGAAAAACAAGAAAGUCCGCCUGCGCUCCAUUUUCCCCGGGGGAGACAAGACAAACAAGAAGAAGGAGAAGGAACGUCCUGAGAUAUCCCUACCCUCAGACUUUGAACACACCAUUCAUGUUGGCUUUGAUGCUGUAACAGGAGAAUUCACAGGUAUCCCGGAGCAAUGGGCACGGCUCCUACAGACCUCGAACAUCACCAAGCUGGAGCAGAAAAAGAACCCGCAGGCCGUGUUGGACGUCUUAAAGUUCUACGACUCCAAAGAGACCGUCAACAACCAGAAAUACAUGAGCUUCACCUCGGGAGACAAGUCGGCACAUGGGUACAUAGCAGCAAACACUCUGAACCGACUGCUGUCAUCUGGGCCUCCUGUCAGCCUUAGAACCUGCAGCGCAUUAUUUGACAAGGGCGCCAAAACAUCAUCGUCAGAGCCGCCAAUCGCUCCACCUGUGUCAGAAGAGGAGGAUGAGGAAGAGGAAGAAGAGGAGGAGGAGGAGGAAGAAGAGGACGACGAUGAUGAACUGCCCCCGGUCAUCGCUCCCCGGCCCGAGCACACCAAAUCUAUCUACACGCGCUCUGUCAUGGACCCACCAAAGCCUCCCACCCCUGUGAAAGAAGUGGUGACUCCACCGGAGUCGCAAGUCCAGCCGGAGAACACGUCCAAUACGAUGUAUCGCCACACUGACCGCCAGAGGAAGAAGUCCAAAAUGACAGAUGAGGAGAUUCUGGAGAGACUCAGGAGUAUUGUGAGCGUGGGGGAUCCCAAAAAGAAGUACACGCGCUUCGAGAAAAUAGGACAAGGAGCGUCUGGCACUGUGUACACUGCCAUCGACAUAGCAACUGGCCAAGAGGUGGCCAUCAAGCAGAUGAACCUGCAGCAGCAGCCCAAGAAGGAGUUGAUCAUCAAUGAGAUCUUGGUGAUGAGGGAAAACAAAAACUCCAAUAUAGUGAACUACCUGGACAGUUACUUGGUAGGAGAUGAGCUGUGGGUGGUGAUGGAGUAUUUGGCCGGUGGCUCGUUGACAGAUGUAGUGACUGAGACCUGCAUGGACGAGGGCCAGAUUGCUGCAGUCUGCAGAGAGUGUCUUCAAGCCCUGGAUUUCCUACAUUCUAACCAGGUGAUCCAUAGAGACAUAAAAAGUGACAACAUCCUCUUGGGUAUGGACGGAUCUGUCAAGCUCACCGACUUUGGCUUCUGUGCCCAGAUCACUCCAGAGCAGAACAAGCGCAGCACGAUGGUGGGAACGCCCUACUGGAUGGCACCAGAGGUGGUGACUCGAAAGGCUUACGGCCCCAAAGUGGAUAUCUGGUCUCUGGGGAUCAUGGCGAUAGAGAUGGUGGAGGGAGAGCCGCCCUACCUGAAUGAGAAUCCACUCAGGGCUUUGUACCUGAUAGCUACCAAUGGGACACCAGAGCUGCAGAACCCAGAGAGACUGUCGUCUGUGUUCAGAGACUUCCUUAACCGCUGUCUGGAGAUGGAUGUGGACCGCAGAGGCUCUGCCAAGGAGCUGCUCCAGCAUUCCUUCCUCAAGCUGGCGAAGCCUCUAUCCAGCCUGACGCCUCUGAUUGUAGCUGCGAAGGAAGCCAUAAAGAACAGCAGUCGCUAGGGUGUGCCCUCUGUCCCCACCCGAGGCUGGAGCCCUGCCUGUGAUGUGUGCGUUCAUGGGGGCAGGGGCUUGGGUGUAUGGGUGGUGGGUGACGUGACAGUGACAGCACAAGGAAGGGGGGAUUUGUGUGACUUACCGUGACAGCACAAGGACAAAAGACCCCCAGGCCUCAUAUGUAGGACGGACAUCUGGCCUCGCAGCCUCUCGGCCCAUGCUGCUGAAAAGACCUUGCCUCCUCGUUUACUUCUCCAGCACUCUGUACAUGUAGAGCAGUCCAUCACAAGUAUGUGUGAGUGUGCGUGGGUGUGUGUGUGCGUGCGUGCGUGUGUACCAACAGUGCACAUCUCUUUGUGUCAUAUGUCUUGUUCGGCAGCAGUCGCUCCCCAAAACAAGAAAAUACGGUGAAAAAAUCGAAAAGAAGGUGUGCUCACUUUCAAGAAGAAACAUCAGGAGCGAGGAGCCCGUGAUUCCUUCCCUGCCCGGCUUUAGGCUUGGUUCUCUUUCCUCUAGUCCCUCCAUGGAGCACAAUCAGGCCGCGCUUGCACCUGCAGUGACCAGCUGAUGUGAAAGAGUAACUCUGGGAGUCUGGACACAACCUUUGCCUGCAUGACUACGGCUCUGUGGAGAAACACUGCUAUUCCUCUGCAGAUUGUCACAUCUCAAGGUGGCAUAUUUAUGUAUAUAUGUGUGCGUGUGUGCGUGCGUGCGUGCGUGCGUGUGUGUGUGUGUGAAUGAGUGUAGGGGUGCGGCUACAGGGGAAUAAGUCAGGAAUAAUUUCACAUGACCUAAGCCAGCUUUAAACAUCCUUCAUCACGAGAUACGGGUCCCGUAUUUCAUUUGAGCCAACUUCUUUCAGGCGGGCUCUGUCACAGAGUCACUGGAGUUCAGGCUAGCUGCAGUUAAUUUGCGCAUUUUCCCCCUAAAGCUUCCUACGUAUUAUCAGACCUAAUGUUCUGAAUAUGUAAAAAUAUUGAGACACUGUUGGGGCUCAGUUUGUGGACUUAAAACAUUGAAUUUAAAAUGUGUGACUCGAUAUAAUCUAUACAUACUGAAUCUAAUUUUUGUGAUCUAGUUUGAGACACUUGAUUGCAUUGACAUGUAGACAGUGUGUCACGCAUUUAAAUCCAUUUAAAUAGUACUGAAGACUCUCCAUACUCCAUGUGGAGGGAGUAAUCAGAAUGACUAAAAUAUUGUCACAACCAAUGCAAGCAAUUUAUCUGCAGAUUCAACAGAUAAUUCUGCAUGCAAACAUGAACCGUAGCAUCCAUUGUGUACAAACAUCUCAAACAGGAUUAUCCACAGAUAUUCAGUAUGUGUUGCUCUCUGUACCAGGCUUUGGGUAGACAAUGCAACAUCUAUCUUAAAGGUCCAGCAUGUAGGAUUUAGGGCCAUCUAUUGGCAGAAAAAGGUAUAAAAUAUUUAUGUCAUCAUUGUUUAUAAUCACCUGAAAUGAAGAAUUGUUGUUUUUGUUACCUUAGAAUGAGCUGUUUAUAUCUAUAUACGGAGCGGGCCCUCUUCCACAGAGUCUGCCAUGUUGCUCUACAGUAGCCCAGAACAGACAAACCAAACACUGGCUCUAAAUAGGGCCAUUUGUGCUUUUGCGUUUCGUGCCCACCACUUUAGUUCUCCUACAUGCUUGGCACACAGAAGAAGGUGAAGCUCUGCAACCUUACCGCUAAAUGCCACUAAAUCCUACACACUGGACCUUUAUCUGACAAUUAGGUACGACGUAGAAAGAAAAUACAUCAGGGACUCAACAGAAAUACAAAUGUUUUCUCUUGUAAUUGUAUAUUUAGUGAGGGAUUGUCCUUUUUAAGGUGCUGGCACACAGUGAACCAACAUUUCAGCCUUUCAAAUAAGCUUUUUUUCUGCAACAGUGGCAAACAGAAGGUUGUAUAAUCAUUUACCUACAGUGAGUUGAAGGUCUAGUGCCACACAUUCUCACAGUUUCCUAUAGUGCCCCACACAUCCCUGUGACCUUAAAUCUAAAGAAGAAAAGAUGACUGACAAAAUUUAUAAAUUAUUUAAUCAGUUUUUGUGGUCAAGAGACUGAACUUUUAAACAUGAAUAGAGAUGUAAAAUUUGGCUAAAAGGAAAAUGAGGCCUCUUUUCUUUUAGAAAUCAUCAUUAAGACUUAUAUUUCAGAACACAUAAGACUGUGACUUGAUGUUUGGAGUUAAUGCCAACAGAAACCUGGCCUACCUGCUCAGGUGAGGCAUCCAUGUCUAACGAGGCACCAGCUGUCCUCCUCGUCCACCUGCUCCCUCCCUCCCUGUCUUCUCCUUUAUAAGCUGCUGCUCAUUCAUGCUUCAGUGUCCUUUUGUCUUUUAAUGGCGUCUUAUGUGUCUUCUUUCAUAUGAUCUGUACGUUUUUGUGCUGAGUUUUUUGGAACGCGUGGCAGAUCAGAGAGGGGGAAUGUGAUCCACUGAGCGAUGGAGUGGAGUGGGUGCCGUUUUUAUGAUUGUACCUUGUCCUAAUGAGCACUGAAAACCGUAGUAGAGGUUUCUCUCAUAUUGUUUGCUAACAUUCCUUCCAUUCCUGGUUAGCGUUUAAACUCAUUCCUGUACAGAAGUUAUCUACUCUGUGUCGGUGUUUGGUAGCUUCGUCAGGCAUUUCCCACGUAGCAUCCCUCUGUGUGUGAGCGUGUGUGUUUGUGCGUGUUAGGGGGCUACCUCAAUCUGCACUAGAAGAUGCCUCACUCGUGUUGUCCACCUUGACUCUGAGGUGCAGGGUAGCUGCUUCAUAUUGUACCUCCAUUGUACAGCAACUGUACAGACGAUGAAGGAGUGAUGUUAGACAGGAGGAUGCAACAGAACUCAUGCAUGUAAAACAAAACUAUACACUGUAUCUCAUCUUCAAAUAGGUUAAGAUUGUUAGGAUAUGUAUGUAUGUAUGUAAAUAUGACGAGAAAACCCCCCUUUUUUCAGAAUUAUGUAACUUAAAAUGACAAUAUUCAGGUUGCUCUAUGGUAUGUAUCAAUAAAUGUUUUGCACCCUGGAAAUCAAAAAAAAAAGAUGACAAAAACGAACACACACGCUGUCUCUGCACUCCUGGAUCCGGCUCUCCUGUUUGGGCUUUAUCGGACACUCCUUCAUCCGGACAGAGAGCCGAUGAAUGCAGCGCUCUGUGUGCGGGCCCACACAGUCUGUCCUGAGUACCACUGCUGAGUGUUAGUACAUGUAUGUGUGCGUGCGGUAGGUGUGGGUGGCCUGACAGGAAGCUUCGCCGGCCCUGGGACGUUUGGCCUCUGCCCCCAUGUACAGGUCUGAACUAUGAGCACAAAAGGUGAAUUUCGGGACAAGAGACGCCGCCGACGUGCCCCUUUCCUGUGGUUGCUCCUGUACAUUCCUAUCUUCUGAAUGUGUAAACCUGUACACGUGGUGUGAAAAUUCCUCUAUUAAUGUGUAUCAAGAGAAUGGAACAAAGACAAAAAAUGUUACUUUUUAAAUUAUUAUUAUCAUUAUUAUUAUUAUUAUUAUUAUUAUUAUUACUCUUAUUAUUGUCUAGCUUUGUAAAACUGCUGAUCCAUCUGGCAUACCUCAGCAGGCCUUUCCCCAUCUUUGAAAAAGGACAAACGAGUGACGGGGAAAUGAGGUUUUGGAUAAACUAUUUUUAAUUGUGGUUGAAGCAAUAGACUUUUUGAACUUUGAAUUGUGCAUGGCUGUGUCUUGAGUGUAAAAAAAAAACAAACAAAAUAUUGCAGUUUGGGAACUGGACUGAAAUAAAAAGAGGAAGAAAACCA